Lasiosphaeria miniovina is the source of this 1753-nucleotide messenger RNA. RefSeq names its product nucleotide-diphospho-sugar transferase. Gene Ontology annotation, cellular component: membrane; Golgi apparatus. The transcript is spliced from 3 exons. Bases 356 to 1327 code for a protein of 323 amino acids. NCBI's taxonomy places the organism in Eukaryota, Fungi, Ascomycota, Sordariomycetes, Sordariales, Lasiosphaeriaceae. The record is from RefSeq and is a predicted model, not a curated record. Gene Ontology annotation, biological process: protein N-linked glycosylation; cell wall mannoprotein biosynthetic process; protein O-linked glycosylation. Gene Ontology annotation, molecular function: alpha-1,2-mannosyltransferase activity.
UACCUCCUGAUUGCUUUCUUUGUACGUUUGUUCUCAUUGCGCACGUGUACGGUGCCGCUCCACAUAUGCUUAUCGCGAUCACGAAUUAACAUUUGCCCAGGUGCUAGCAGUACUCUAUUAUGUCUCAAACUCAGACCCCGCCGUCUCUGUCGGCGUUCCCAACGUUCCCUACAAGAACCCAGAUCCGGCCACCACAGGGCCACCCAAGAAAGAUAGCGCCGGAGGCGCCGCCGACACCGGUGCGACAACGAAACCGACAUAUGGCGGUGGCAGCGAUGCCUCAGAGUUUCCGCUAGCCCUAACACCGACUGAUCCCGGCUGGAAUGAUUUGGCGGGCAUCAAGGGCGGACCACGCAUGAAUGCUACCUUUGUGACGCUGGCUCGCAACUCGGACAUCUGGGAUAUCGCAAAGUCCAUCCGUCAAGUCGAAGAUCGCUUCAACCGACGGUACAACUAUGACUGGGUCUUCCUCAAUGACAAGCCCUUUGACGAGGCCUUCAAAAAAGUAACGACCUCCCUCGUUUCGGGCACGACGCACUACGGCCUGAUCCCCAAGGAGCACUGGUCAUUCCCGCCACACAUCGACCAGGAACGGGCGAAGAAAGUGCGCGAGGAUAUGGCGCAGCGCAAGAUUAUCUACGGCGACAGCACCAGCUACCGCCAUAUGUGCCGCUUCGAGUCGGGCUUCUUUUUCCGCCAGGAACUCAUGAUGAACUACGACUACUACUGGCGCGUAGAGCCGUCCGUCGAGCUGUACUGUGACGUCCACUACGACCCGUUCCGUUUCAUGCACGAGAACAAGAAGAAGUACAGCUUCGUGAUCAGCCUGUAUGAAUACGUCGAGACCAUCCCCACGCUUUGGGACAGCGUCAAAAAAUUCAUGAAGAACCACCCGGAGCAUAUUGCUGAAGACAACUCCAUGGGCUUCUUGAGCGACGAUGGCGGCAAGACCUACAACCACUGCCACUUUUGGUCCAACUUCGAGAUUGGCAGCCUCCGGUGGCUCCGCUCCAAGGCGUACACGGACUAUUUCGAGUCACUCGACCAGGACGGCGGCUUCUUUUACGAACGCUGGGGCGACGCGCCGGUGCACUCGAUCGCAGCCGCUCUGAUGCUAAAGAAGGAAGAGCUCCACUUUUUCAACGACAUCGCCUACUGGCAUGUUCCAUUCACCCACUGCCCGACGGGUGAGAAGCUCCGCCAGGACCUCAAGUGCACCUGCAAUCCCAAGGACAACUUUGACUGGAAGGGCUACUCUUGCACAGCGAGAUAUUUCGAUAUCAAUGAUCUAGACAGGCCAGAAGGGUGGGAGACCCAGCAAGACUAGAUUGGUCUUCGCAAACAAGGGUGGCACAUAUGUACGAGUUGAGUGUGUUUGGGGGUAAGACACAGAUGAUGGCGGAUACUUUCAUCUAGACUUGUAUUAUCCCUAUCUCUAAUGAAUGGCUGGCGGUUUAUUCUCUCUUGUUUGAGCAUUAACAACGAAACCCCUGGGUCAUACAUGGGACGUGGCAAAAAAAUAUGCGGGAGGGAUUAUUGGAGGCGCAAGGGGUUAUCCAACUAUCUGUUACGCUUUUAUCUCUUCAGUUUUUUAUUCGAACUUUGAAAAGGGGGAGUGCGGGAGGAAAGUGUGGAAGGGGCAUUCGUUUGUACAUAUUCCCGAUUUUCUCUGGAAGUUCAGCAUGGCUGGGCUCAGUUUGGCCUUUGGCAUUUGGCGUUAAUUAGAAGUGGUACAACAUUCGUUACUCACGCG